UGGCCGAGCCGCCGCAGCCCCACGCCUCGCCCCCGGCCCCACCGCGGCCGCCCACACCGCACCCACCCGGCCCCCUGGAAGAGGACGGAAACGCGCCCUCCUCGUCUGCGGCUUGUGCAGCUGAUCUGACUUCAGGGCGUUGCUGCUCGGAUCGCAGACGUAGGGAAGACCCGCGGGAACGGGGGACACUCGAAAGGUGGUUCUGCGUGUGCCGUACACUUAACUUGGGCACACACUGGCGUGCCCCGUGCCUGACGUUUCCUUGGGAAUCGGGUUUUCAAAGGUUUCAAAGAUAAUUAUCCUGGCUGAUGGCUGGACAGAGAUGCUCAUCAUUCAACUCCUGCAAAGAAGAGUUGAAGAUGCAUAAUUGUAUUCAGAGCAGUUACUCACAGGUUUCGGUAUAGUAAAACGGCACAUAGGAACCAACAGUAAUGCAGUUGAAGGCUGUAAAAUGAAAACAGUAUGCUCAAGUCAAGAAGAAAGUAAGGAAAAUAAAGUGAAGCUGUUUCUUAUGUAUUCAUCAGAUCGUCUUGAAAUUUAACUAAAAAUAUGACAGCUCUUUCUUCAGUGAACUGCUCUAUUCAGCACCUGUUACAUCAGUCAAAGCAGCCCCUAGAUGUUAACUAUCUGUUGUUCUUGAUCAUACUUGGGAAAGUUUUAUUAAACAUCCUCAUCCUAGGAAUGAAAAGGAAAGGUACCUAUUGGAGUUUUAUGGAGUAUUUCUGCUUUUCAUUGGCAUUUGUUGAUCUCCUACUAUUGGUAAACAUUUCCAUUCUGUCCUACUUCAAGGACUUUGUAGUUCUGGGUAUUAGGUUUACUAAAUACCACAUCUGUCUGCUCACAGAAAUAAUUUCCUUCACUUACGGCUUUUUGCAUUAUCCAGUCUGCUUAUUGGCUUGUAUAGAUUACUGGUUGAAUCUGUCUAGAGCCACCAGGCAUUCAUCUCAGAGGCAAAGGUUACUUUAUUUCUUGACAGUCAUUUUAACUUGGAUCUCAGUCCUUGCUUAUGUUCUGGGAGAUCCAGCCAUCUCAGCAAGCCUAAAGACACACAGGAUUUAUGUGCACCAGUGCCCCUCCUAUGUCAGCACUCAGAGUAACUGGCUGUCACUAUCUAUGCUGAUGGUUUUAUUUGUGGCCUUUCUGAUUUCAUGGCCAGAAGUUGUUGCCUUGAUACAGGCUAUCAGGAUAGCAUCCUAUAUGAACAAGGCCAUCCUCUAUUUUCCCUUCCCACUGCACUCUGGUUGCACUAUGAUCUCCAGGAAAACACUCUUGCCCAGGCUCAUCGUGUGUUUUCUUGGUACCUGGUUUCCCUUUGUAGCACUCCAGGUCCUCAUCCUCUCACUUAGAGUUCAGAUCCCAGCAUACAUAGAAAUGAACAUCCCCUGGUUGUACUUUGUCAAUAGUUUUCUUAUUGCUGCAGUUUAUUGGUUUAACUGCCACAAGCUUUAUUUAAGAGACAGCAUGUUACCUACAGAUCCUUUCAUCAACUGGAAAUGCUGCUUUGUUCCAGUACCUAGACUUAAGCAAGUGGAGAGGCCCAUAUCCAUAAUCAUCUGUUAGUAUGCUGCUGUGCUGGGAGAAGUCCAGAAGUACCCAAACCAAUCUUACCAGCAGGACAAGUAACUGAAGCUCUUGUUCCCUACCUUUUAUCGUUUCAGCACAGUCUGUCGGGUAGAUAUUAACUAGUUCUAAGGACACAUUAACAGAACAAUUUUUAUACCUGCUCAGCAACAUUGUAUAAGUAUUUGGUAUUAUUAAUCUAAAAGUAAAAUAAAUGCAUUAACAUGUGGCCAGCUUGAUGUUUUACUCCCAAAAAGAAAAAUACUGGAUGCAAAAUGUUAUGUAAAUUUGAGAUUUCACUGCCAACUUGAAGAUCCGAGCUCAAAUAUUUUGUCAACUUUAGAGAAAAAAAGACUUAAAAUGAUUUUGUAUAAUAAUAAAACAUACUUUAUGGGGCUUAUUUUAGCUUAUUUUAAAUACAGCUAAAAUAUUUUAUUACAAACA
Molecule: messenger RNA, 2004 nt
Organism: Meriones unguiculatus (Mongolian gerbil)
Lineage: Eukaryota; Metazoa; Chordata; Mammalia; Rodentia; Muridae
Gene: Gpr160
Product: G protein-coupled receptor 160
Exons: 4
Coding region: 550-1560 (336 amino acids)
Cellular component (GO): signaling receptor complex; plasma membrane
Source: RefSeq, a predicted model, not a curated record